AUGAAGCUCUAGCAUAAUUAAACCUGUAUCUUCCUCCUUAUAUUCAUUUUACAAAAGUAAAUCAUCGGUCAAGUUAUAGUGGAUAUGAAGUAUGGAUUUUGUGAUUGUGAGGAGUUGGAAACUGAUUAUGAAUGCUUAAUCAAUUCGAAAUGCAAAUUUGAAAAUGGGAAAUGCAAACCUCUUCCUUGUGAGAGUUUAAGUGAUCCUGAUCGUAGUGGGAUUUGUAUUUUUGCAAAAAAUUAAGGAUGCGUAUUUGACUACUAAGAAGAAACCUGCACUGACUUUAAAGGUUGUUCAUUUUACAAUUUCAAAUCGCACCAUGAGUGCAGUUUUUAUCUUCCUUCUAAUUGUUAUUAUGAUUCAGAACUCCAAAGGUGUGAAGAUUAAUCUUAGCUUCCCAACUGCUCUGAGCUACUAUUAUCGUAGUGCUUUCAUGGAAAAGAAGGACUUUGUGUUGUUAAAGAUGGGAAAUGCUAAGAAUUUACUAAAUGUGAAGAUGUAGCUGGGAAUGAUAUAAGAUGUAUAGAAGCAGGGCUAGCAUGCCAGACUUCCGAAAAUUAUCCAUGUGAAAACAUGAUUGGGGGUUGUUAAUAUGCCACGCAAACAACUUGCUUUGAAGCUAGCGUAAGAAUAAACAGCUAUGAAUCCUACCUUUGUAAAGAGAAAACUCCUUUACAAUUGGACUGCAUAGAUUGGGAUCCAGCUAACGAAACUUUAGAAACUUGCCUUAUUGAAUCAUUUGGUACACAUCAUUGGAAGAACAAUAAAUGCGAGAAAUGUUAACCAGGUAAACCAAACACUAGCAUACAACUAGAAAUAGCGAUUAUACUUUUGUCGCUAACAUUUUGA
Molecule: messenger RNA, 849 nt
Organism: Paramecium tetraurelia
Lineage: Eukaryota; Ciliophora; Oligohymenophorea; Peniculida; Parameciidae
Exons: 1
Source: RefSeq, a predicted model, not a curated record